This is a messenger RNA of Arachis stenosperma, 1410 nucleotides long. RefSeq lists its product as uncharacterized. Lineage: Eukaryota; Viridiplantae; Streptophyta; Magnoliopsida; Fabales; Fabaceae. The record is from RefSeq and is a predicted model, not a curated record. Bases 1 to 1410 code for a protein of 469 amino acids. The transcript has 6 exons.
AUGGGUGAAGGCAACGUUGCGGUGGAAGAUGAUGCUAUUAGGCUGUUGGUCGAAGGAGACCCAUCGAUAAAGGUGAAGUCUGUUAUUGCAGAAGUUCAAUCCAAGUUCAACUACACUGUAACUUACCACAAGGCUUGGUUGGGAAAGCAGAAAUCUGUAGCAAAAAUUUUCGGUGAUUGGGAAGUUUCUUACCAAAUUCUGCCAGUAUGGUUGAAAACAAUGAUUGCGAAGAUGCUAAGGUCUCGCAUUCAAAUCAAAAUGCUUCCCGUUUACCGUGAGAGUGAGGAGGUUCAAGGUGUUGAUGGCACACACCUGUACAAAAAAUAUAAAUGUGCACUUCUAGUGGCGGUUGCACAAGAUGAAAAUCAAAACAUUGUGCCUAUUGCGUUUGCGAUAGUCGAGGAUGAGACGGCAGAUGCGUGGGAGUUUUUUCUAAACAAUUUGCGGAAAUAUGUUGUUACCCUUGAUGGCGUCGGCAUCAUUUCUAACCGCCAUAACUCCAUCGACGCAGCAAUAGCUCGCAGUAACAGUGCAUGGUCAUCACCAAGAGCGUGGCACAUGUUCUGCAUCAGGCACAUCGGGUCCAAUUUCUUAAGGAGGUUCAAGGCUCCGUAUUUGCAUAAGCUCGUGGUUAACAUAUGCUAUUCUAGGAGGGAACAGAAGUACAACAAAAACUACCAAAGGCUUAAAGAGCGGGGUGAGGCAUAUACUCAAUGGUGCGAUGAGAUUGGUGUUCAAAAAUGGGUGUUGGCAUUUGACGGAGGUCAUCGUUGGGGACAUAUGACGACAAACUUGGUAGAGUGCAUUAAUUCUGUCCUAAAGGGUGCAGGCAACCUCCCUGUGACUGCCAAUGUUAGGUCUACCUUCUAUCGGCUAAAUGAAUUGUUCACUCGGAAGAGUGUCGAGGCUCAUGAGCAUAUACGCAAUGAAUUCACGUAUUCAGAAUUUGCCACGAAAAGAGUUGAAGAAAGUUUUCGACGUGCAGGAAACAUUGUGGUCAAUUUGUUCGGCAGGCGCAACGAGAUAUUUGAGAUUGCGAACUGCAAGAUGGUCGAGCGACUCCCAUGCCGCCACGUCCUCGCAUGUUGCGCUAACCAGCAUCUUGAUUGGCAAGUAUAUGUGCAUGACGUGUACAAGAUGUCUGAAAUUUGCAAGGUCUACAGAAGUGAGUUUGUCCCGAUGGGUGACCCAUCUACGUGGGCUUCGUAUGAAGGAGCGAAGGUGAUCGCGAAUUGGACGUUGAGGAGUGCGACCAAAAGAAGACCCAAAUCAACUCGCUGCUUGAAUGAGAUGGAAUCGCGGAUAUGCGUGGUUCUCGCGAGUGUACUAUAUGUGGACAGGAGGGACAUAGCCGAAAUCGAUGUCCCCAGCGCGCAGGUCCAAUCUCCGCUGAGGGUCAAUCUUGAUUAA